Messenger RNA from Equus quagga, 7463 nucleotides. It is a transcript of the gene NFATC2, whose product is annotated as nuclear factor of activated T cells 2. NCBI's taxonomy places the organism in Eukaryota, Metazoa, Chordata, Mammalia, Perissodactyla, Equidae. The coding region runs from base 210 to 2957 and encodes 915 amino acids. Gene Ontology annotation, cellular component: transcription regulator complex. Gene Ontology annotation, biological process: regulation of transcription by RNA polymerase II; cytokine production; calcineurin-NFAT signaling cascade. The record is from RefSeq and is a predicted model, not a curated record. The transcript has 11 exons. Gene Ontology annotation, molecular function: RNA polymerase II cis-regulatory region sequence-specific DNA binding; DNA-binding transcription factor activity, RNA polymerase II-specific; transcription factor binding.
CUCAGCUCUCCGGGCGCGUCCAGGACCCGCUGCGCCAGGCGCGCCAUCCCCGGACCCGGCGUGCGUCCCCACGAGGACGGUGACCCCGCCGCUCGACCCACCUCUCCGCCCCGCUCCCUGCCGCCGUGGCCGCCCCCGGCGAGGGGCCCGGAGAAAGCCGAGCCCGCCCUCGCCCCCGGCCCCGCAGCCCUCCCGCCGCUCUGCGCGCCAUGGACGCCCCGGAGCCGCAGCCCGAGCCCGACGGCGGGGACGCCCCAGGCCACGAGCCCGGGGGCAGCCCCCAAGACGAGUUCGACUUCUCCAUGCUCUUCGAUUAUGUCUAUUUGAAUCCCAUUGAAGAAGAACCGAAUGCACAUAAAGUCGCCAGCCCACCCUCCGGACUCGCAUACCCCGAUGAUGUCCUGGACUAUGGCCUCAAGCCAUACAGCCCCCUCGCCAGUCUCUCUGGCGAGCCCCCCGGCCGAUUCGGAGAGCCGGAUAGGGGAGGGCCCCAGAACUUUCUGAGCCCGGCCAAGCCAGUGGGGGCCUCGGGCCUGAGCCCUCGGAUCGAGAUCACUCCGUCCCAUGAACUGAUGCAGGCAGGGGGGCCCCUCCGCGGGAGAGACACUGGCCUGCUGGUGGAGCAGCCGCCCCUGCCGGGGGUGGCCGCCAGCCCGAGGGUCACCCUGCCCGUGCCUGGCUUCGAGGGCUACCGCGAGCCCCUCUGCUUGAGCCCCGCUAGCAGCGGCUCCUCUGCCAGCUUCAUUUCCGACGCCUUCUCCCCCUGCACCUCGCCCUGCGUCUCGCCCAAUAACGGCGGGCCCGACGACCUGUGUCCGCAGUUUCAAAACAUCCCUGCUCAUUAUUCCCCCAGAACCUCGCCAAUAAUGUCACCUCGAACCAGCCUCGCUGAGGACAGCUGCCUGGGCCGCCACUCGCCCGUGCCCCGUCCAGCCUCCCGCUCCUCGUCGCCUGGUGCCAAGCGGAGGCAUUCGUGCGCCGGGCCCUUGGUUGCCCCACUGCCCGGAGCCUCACCCCAGCGCUCCCGGAGCCCCUCGCCGCAGCCCCGGGACGACGGCGCCCCCGCUGGGUACCCCCCCACGGCUGGCUCUGCCGUCCUCAUGGAUGCCCUGAACAGCCUUGCCGCGGACUCGCCUUGUGGGAUCCCCCCCAAGAUGUGGAAGACCAGCCCCGACCCGUCGCCGGUGUCUGCCGCCCCCUCCAAGGCCGGCCUGGCCCGCCACAUCUACCCGGCCGUGGAGUUCCUGGGGCCGUGCGAGCAGGAGGAGAGGAGGAACUCGGCGCCCGAGUCCAUCUUGCUGGUGCCUCCGACUUGGCCCAAGCAGCUGGUGCCCGCUCUUCCCAUCUGCAGCAUCCCAGUGACCGCAUCCCUUCCUCCACUUGAGUGGCCACUCUCCCACCAGUCGGGCUCCUAUGAGCUUCGGAUUGAAGUGCAGCCCAAGCCACACCACCGGGCCCACUACGAGACGGAAGGCAGCCGAGGGGCCGUCAAAGCUCCAACUGGCGGCCACCCUGUGGUUCAGCUCCAUGGCUACAUGGAAAACAAGCCCCUGGGACUUCAGAUCUUCAUUGGGACGGCCGAUGAGAGGAUCCUUAAGCCCCAUGCCUUCUACCAGGUGCACCGGAUCACGGGAAAAACUGUCACUACCACCAGCUACGAGAAGAUCGUGGGCAACACCAAAGUGCUGGAGAUCCCUCUGGAACCAAAAAACAACAUGAGGGCGACCAUCGACUGUGCCGGGAUCCUGAAGCUGAGAAAUGCCGACAUUGAGCUGCGGAAAGGUGAGACGGACAUCGGCCGGAAGAACACGCGGGUGAGGCUGGUGUUCCGGGUGCACAUUCCAGAGUCCAGUGGAAGGAUCGUCUCCUUGCAGACAGCGUCCAACCCCAUCGAGUGCUCCCAGCGAUCCGCCCACGAGCUGCCCAUGGUGGAGAGGCAGGACAUCGACAGCUGCCUGGUCUACGGGGGCCAGCAGAUGAUCCUCACCGGACAGAACUUCACGGCCGAGUCCAAGGUCCUGUUCACCGAGAAGACCACAGAUGGGCAGCAAAUUUGGGAGAUGGAAGCCACGGUGGAUAAAGACAAGAGCCAGCCCAACAUGCUUUUUGUUGAGAUUCCUGAGUAUCGGAACAAGCAUAUCCGUACCUCCGUGAAGGUGAACUUCUAUGUCAUCAAUGGGAAAAGGAAACGAAGCCAGCCUCAGCACUUUACCUACCACCCAGUCCCAGCCAUCAAGACGGAGCCCACCGAUGAAUACAACCCCACUUUGGUGUGUAGCCCCAGCCACGGGGGCCUGGGGAGCCAGCCUUACUACCCCCAGCACCCGAUGGUGGCCGAGUCCCCCUCCUGCCUCGUGGCCACCAUGGCUCCCUGCCAGCAGUUCCGCUCGGGGCUCUCGUCCCCUGACGCCCGCUACCAGCAGCAGAACCCCGCGGCCGUCCUCUACCAGCGGAGCAAGAGCCUGAGCCCCAGCCUGCUGGGCUACCAGCAGCCGGCCCUCAUGGCCGCCCCGCUGGCCCUGGCGGACGCCCACCGCUCGGUGCUGGUGCACGCUGGCUCCCAGGGCCAGGGCUCGGCCGCGCUCCACCCAUCUCCGGCCGGCCAGCAGGCCUCACCCGUGAUCCACUACCCGCCCGCCGGUCCCCAGCUGCGCUGCGGAGGCCGCCAGGAGUUCCAGCACAUCAUGUACUGCGAGAACUUCGCACCCGGCAGCGCCAGGCCCGGCCCACCGCCCACCGGUCAGGGCCAGAGGCUGAGCCCUGGGGCCUACCCCACGGUCAUUCAGCAGCAGAAUGCCCCCAGCCAAAGAGCCGCCAAAAACGGACCCCCGGUCAGUGACCAAAAGGAAGUGUUACCCACGGGAGUGAUAAUUAAACAGGAGCAGAACCUGGACCAGACCUACUUGGAUGAUGAGCUGAUAGACACACACCUUAGCUGGAUACAAAACAUAUUAUGAAACAGAAUGACUGUGAUCUUUGAUCCGAGAAAUCAGAGUGAAAGUUAAUGAAAUUAUCAGGAAGGAGUUUUCAGGACCUCCCGCCAGAAAUCAGACGUAGAAGAAGCCAUUAGCAAGACACCUUCUGUAGCUGACCCCUCGGAGCCUUCCACUGCCCCCACCUCUGUUCCCUUUACUGUACGUCUCCUGGCCUGGAUCCCACACGCGGGACAUGUUCUGGCAGGAAGCUGACUCUCGAUUCAGGAGCUCGCCACCUCCCUCUGUAAACACCAGAGAGAACACUCUGCCUUUUGAUUUUUGAUUUAAAUCCCAAAGAGCAUCUCGGUUGACCUUAAGGGUGUCCCAUCCACACCUUAAGUGCCUGCUGAUCAAACACACAUUCUGAACAAGACAGCAUGCUGGACCACGCCGAGAUGGAGUGACCGGAGCCCCGGGGGCCCGGGCUGGGGUGGGGCAGAAGAGGUGGGCACUGUGAUUAAACGGCAGCCGUGCAUUCCUUUUUCCAGGUCCCAGAUACAGCCCCUGGACCUUUUGAAGGACAGGCAUUCUCAAAGAGAGCACCCACCCACCCAAAGAACUGGGCCCAAGAGUCUGGCUCCCAGGCUGAAGAAACGCAGAGAAGCCGGACCGGCAUCCUUGGGCAUCGCCUAUACUCGGCCACAGCUAAAGCUUUAUUUUUCACUUUUCUCCUUCGGAAGCAAAACUGGCCUGUACGAGAUCCCCUGUUAAAACUUCUCGGCGUUAAGUUAUGACAUGUGUACACAAUUGUUGUAUUUCUCUCUGCUUCCAAAAGCUGGCCAGCUGCUCUUCCCCCGCAGCGCGCACGGACUGGAGCAGGUACCCGGGCGGCAGGGCGCGCUGGCCGCCGCAGCGCUGCAACCUAACAGCUUUGUGAUGUUCCCGCUUUCUUUCUUCCUAACAGCCAGAUUGCUUUUCCCAUAAAGUAGUUAAGAAUCUCAAGCAUGUGCAUUGAAUUUUGAGAAGGAAUGGCAGAAAGGCUAAAGCAACCAAAAAAAAAAAAAUGGUGUUUUUGUUAAGUGAAACGGUGUGCGAUGAGGUGGUUGGCAGGCUUCGGUGUUUCUGAGCGAUUCCCUGGUGAUAGAGGAAAAGGGCUGAGUUUCCUCUCUGGCCUAGGCUCAAAGUGGGACACUCAAGCUCAGGAUUUGGCCCCAAAGUCAUUGGUGGUUUUUCCCUGAACCCAUUUAAUGCUCCCCCUCGGCCGCAUGACCUGUCUGCGUUCGCUGCCUCGUCCAGCACAGGAGUCGUCUGGGUAGAUGCAGACGCGCUCCCGCGCAUCCCUUAGUUUGAAUGAGCUCUGCUCAGACCAGCUGUACGGUAUUCGUGAUUUCUACCCCAGUUGUUUCUCCCCACUGGGCACCCCCAGAGUCCUCCAGAGUCUUCCCCUUUGGAUGCAAACAAAUAAAACCUCAAAGUUCUUGGCAGGUGAGUUUUUAUCACACAGACGUGUGUCUGUUGCAUUUGUUGACACCCCAGGACAAGCCGGGGACUCUUUUUCAGCAGUUCAGCUGCUUCUCCAGUAAUCGGCACAGAGCGUGGGUAUCCCUCGCGCUCUUCCCGGGCCGACCUCAGAGUGAUGUCUCAGUCACACCUGCUGGGCAGAAGGCCUGAGAAGAGCAUCGUGGCCGUUAAGGGCCCACUGGGGGUUUUCUAAGUCCUGGCUUUCUCAUCAAGGUGACCCAGAGUAGAACCUCCCUGAGAGCUGGGCCAGGAGCACAGGUCUUGGUGACCAUGGCCUGGCGUGUUUGGUGCUCCCGAGAGAGGACAGGAUGCCCCGGUGGGGCCGUUGCACCCUCCUGUAUAUAACCUUUUGGUCGAGACCUAGCAUUUAUUUCCCCCCAACAGCAGGGGACCUCUCUUCCACCCACCCCAAGCACAGAGUUUAGCAAAGUUCUUUUAAACAAACGGAAUGCCAGUAAGAAGUUGAGCGCUCCUGCAAAGCUUCUGGGAUGGCAAAAUUCUUCCUAAUAAAAAGUUUGCUGUACAAGCGGCUUUACCUAAAGGACUUUCUCUCCAGCCACGUUGGCUUCACCCGGGAAGAGCUAGUGUCUGGUGAGCGAUUCGUUCUCGCUUGACCUGGCUGGGAACCAUCUUUUGCACAUGAGAGAAUUUGGCUUUUCCUCAGUUAUCUGAAUGUUUUACCCAAAUGCCUUCCUGCUAUUGUAGCAAAGUCGCUCAGCUUCAUUGUGCAUGGGGUGAAAAAGGACUAACGCAUUUUCAUCAAUCUUCUAACCAGGUUAGUGAAACGGGCCUCCUGGUAGUUCAAACCCUGUACUUAUAUGUGUAUGUGUGUAUGUGUACAAUACACACACAAACGCUCUUCUUCUCAGACAUCCUAGCUGGAUAUUAUAGGAAGCACUUUCAUAAACAACUAUACCAAAUAGCAAAGGAAAGAGAAACAGAAGCAUUAGUUUUGAGACAUAAACAGGCAAGAGAAAGUGUACUAGGAACCGACAGCUAUCAAGAAAGUUUUGUCAGUAACAGAUGCCAGGAGGAAAUGUUGCCAAGAGUAACUGCUUGUGAAAUAUUUCCAGUAUGGGAAGAGGCAAUAAGAUCCUCUAAGAGAACGAGAAAGUACCGAUGUCUAAAUGGUAAGGCUGUGUGUGUUACACGUGGUAGAAGGAUCUCAGGUUGAGGUUUGCACUUGCUACAUCGAGGAGAUGUAAAUACGUAGCACUUCCAGCAGAAAUCUACCAUGUCGCUGAAUGUAGUGUAUUUCCAAAGUUUGCAAGCCUUCCUGUAUUGUACAAAAAUACUGCUGCUUGAUAAUAUAUAAUAGCCAUCCAAAUUAAUUAGUAUGUUAUUAAAUUUUAUUUUCUUAUCUGUAUUUUUAUGCUUUUUAUCUGUCCUCAAGAUAUUGCACCCCUGUUGGAAUUAGAAAAUAUUUAUAAAUGGUCAGAAAUCUUUUUUUAAGUGUCUCUUUUUACAUAUAUGUUGAUGAUUUUUUCCCCCUCGAGAAAUGAUGUAUUCUUGAAAAUUUGUUAAUCAUUCCAGGAAAAAAAAAAAAAAAAAAACCCCACCUCAGCACCUGUUAGUCACCAGUCUCCCAGGAGAACGCAUCUCCGGAGAAAGGAGGGGGCUGGCUUUGUGGAAGAAGGAACCACCCGUUUCAUGGGAAUGUUCCUCAUUUUCUUCAGCUCUGAGCCUGGAUCUUGUCACUGAGGACAGUUGUGUUGUAAAGUGCUGAGAACCCCCAAAUACGAGAUCUAGAAGGUGAUUUUGAAUUUUAACACACCAUCUGUGUUGUAAUGUGAUUCUAGAAGAGUUCCUGUUCACAGAACCCCGAGUUCAGGCUAGUGAUAACAGAGCUGACUGAAUCCAGGUGGCUCCCAGCUGUAUGCGUUAUCCAGGGGACGUCCAGAGUUUUCCAGCAUAGACACAGCCCAGGAUGAAUUGAGUUGGUUCCUUCUAAGAACUGGGAAGCCUUUCUUGUUUACAUCCAGUAGCCAAGACCUCCUUCUCAGGAAGCCAGCCUCAGCCAAGGUGGGAGCUGUCACAUUUCGACAGAUGAGAAGCCAAUGUGUUCUAAUUGUCACUCUGGACUAAAGGGAGGCUGAAUUUAUUUUCAUGUCAAAAAACACUUUCCAAGUGCUUUCUGUGGUUCGGAAUUGAAAGAACGUCAAGGGUUCAGUUCACACUUUUGUUCACGUUUACAAGAGGCGUGGGGUUGUGACAUUCUUGACAAGCUGGGGGAAACGUCCCUGAACUCAUUGUCUGGAGGGACAGCCUUUUAGCAGGUGCCCAACACAUCUUAACCUCAGGUCUCCCAAGCUUGGGACUUGGGCAUUAAUCUCCUGGAGCCCAAGCAGCCAGUGCAGGUGUCUUUGUGUGCUGACUGCAUGCUUAAGCAAAGAGCGUCCCGUGAAACUGAUUGCAGACAUCAGUUUCCCUCAGCUUUCAUGAGUGCCUUGAGUUACAGCCAACACCACUGUCUUAACUCAGUUUGUUUAAAAAACAAACUUUUCUGGUGAUUGGUAAGGCACAAGCAAGUCCCUCCGACAGUGAGAUGGGGUGUUGGGUGCUGGAAGUAAGGCUCUGCCCUUUGCCUUGAUGCGUCUGUUGGCAGAUGAGAAUAAACUCCACCUGCCCAGUUCAGGGUCUGGAUGAAUUGGUUGCUAAUCAUGUUUCCACUAGAGUAGGUACUUAUAGCAUUCUGAUUGGCUGAGCAGGAGGAGGCUGUAGUUGGGAGAACCUCAGCAUCCUGAGCAUCUUGUCAAGAACCUCACUUACCCACGUCGCCUCUACAGCCCUCCAGGGGAGGAAAUGUUGAGAAUGUCCUAAUUAUUCUCCAACAAAUAGAAAGAAGUCUCUCCAAUGGGGCGGUGCUUGAGGGCUUAGGUUUUGAAAAUCUUGACUGUUAAAGGAGUCUGAAUACAUCACAUUCCUAUGCAAAACAUUUUUAAUCUCCAGUUUAAUGUAGUUUAUUUUUGCUAUAUGUAAAGUAUUUUUAUACGGCUUGUAUCCUGAUAGUUUAGCAAUAAAACCAUU